CGUUUUGACAUUUUCGUAUUUCGUAAUGUUAUCUAAUUGUUUCUAACCUCUGCAACCUAUGACAAAAUUUCGUAAUUCUAAAUCCAACAAUGGCUUAUGACCUACAAAAAGAAGAAGAUGUUAAGCAAUACAUUGAAAAUUUAGGGAUUGAAUAUAGAUUCGGCUGUUAUCAUGAAAAGAAAUCGGAAGUUUGUCAUCUAUUGGCUGAUUACUUAGAGGCAAUAAAAAAGGAUUAUAAAAAAGCUGCUACUGUUUAUAAAACCAACUGUAUGGACUAUAAGUAUGGUAAAUCGUGUACUAAAUAUGGGAAUUAUGCACUUAUCGGUCGCGGAAAAGACAAGCCCGAUUCCAAAGAAGCAUUGGAAUAUUUUGAAAAAGGUUGUGAAUUAAAUGAUCCUACAUCAUGUCUGCAUGCUGGGGUACUUCUUACUGCUACUGGACCCGGAGUUACUGUUCAAAGGGAUGUUCCCAAAGGUUACAACUAUUUAAAGAAAAGCUGCGAUGCCAGAGAUGAUAUGGCAUGCCAUUACCUGUCAGGAAUGUAUCUAACUGGUGUACCAAAAAAUGUAGCCGAUUUCAAUCCACACAAUCCGGAGAAAAAUAAAAACAUAGAUUAUUUAAUAAAGCCAGAUCCAAAACAAGCAUUUGAUCUUGCAAUGAAAGGCUGCGAAUAUGGUAAUUUAUUUGCAUGUGCUAAUGUCAGCUUGAUGUAUAAAAAAGGUGAUGGAGUGGAACAGGAUUUGGAGAAAUCAAAGAAAUUCUUUCAGUUGGCUCAAAGUUUGAAAAAUGCUCAUGAGACAACUAAAGAAAUCAAGUUUCAACAAGGUUUGGAGGAUAAGCAGUAGAUUUGUGGUAGAAAAUCCAAUGUUGGCAUUUAAAUUGGUGUUGUGUUGUAAUAGUCAUCACUGUAAAGUAGCUAUCGGUGAAUUGUAAUUGUGUAUUUCAACCAACAAAUUGCAUUUAUAAGAUAUCAAUAUAGUUUUUUUUUUCUCUGAUAGUUUUCAAUGAAUUAUUGUAUCUUAAACUGUAAAUGUCUGAGACCAAAAUGACUG
This is a messenger RNA of Papilio machaon (common yellow swallowtail), 1052 nucleotides long. It is a transcript of the gene Coa7, whose product is annotated as cytochrome c oxidase assembly factor 7 homolog. The transcript has 2 exons. Gene Ontology annotation, cellular component: mitochondrial intermembrane space. The record is from RefSeq and is a predicted model, not a curated record. Lineage: Eukaryota; Metazoa; Arthropoda; Insecta; Lepidoptera; Papilionidae. Gene Ontology annotation, molecular function: protein binding. The coding region runs from base 90 to 845 and encodes 251 amino acids.